ACGUUAGAAACCUUCGCUACGACGGAGAUCGGAGAACAGGAUUGGUCGCAGUGUCGACCGUACACCGAAAUUCCUGGACCGAAGCCUGUUCCCAUAUUGGGGAACACGUGGCGAUUCAUACCGUUCAUAGGUGACUUCGAGAUCCAGUCGGUAGACCAAGUGUCGAAACGGCUGCACGCGGAGUACGGGGACAUUGUGAAAAUGGAGGGUCUCCUAGGCAGGCCGGACAUGGUUUUCAUAUACGAUGCGAACGAGAUCGAGCGUAUAUUCAGGCAGGAGGAGAGGAUGCCGUACAGGCCUUCCAUGCCGUCCCUGAAUUAUUACAAGCAUGCGCUGCGAAAGGAUUUCUUCCGCGACAAUGCCGGCGUAAUCGCUGUACAUGGCGAGGACUGGUACAACUUCCGGAGCAAGGUGCAACAGGUGUUGCUGCAACCGCGGAUCGCGAGAAUGUACAUUUCGUCGAUGGAGGAGGCGAGUUUAGCGUUCCUUCGAAGAAUAUCGAAGAUACGGGACGAAAACGACGAGGUGCCCGAUGAUUUUCUCAACGAGGUUCACAAGUGGUCCCUCGAGUCCAUCGCUCGUGUUGCACUGGACGUUCGAUUAGGCUGCUUGGAUGACGACGCGAAUGCGGAAACCCAAAAGUUGAUAGACGCAGUGUGCACGUUCUUCGUGAACGUGGGAAUAUUGGAGUUGAAGAUCCCAUUCUGGAAACUGUUCAAUACACCCACGUGGCUUGAAUACGUGAACGCGCUGGACACCAUUGUGAGCAUAACUUCAAACUACACAUCUGCUGCACUUACAAGGAUACAGGAAGGCAAGAAUAGUGAUAAGGAACCCUCUGUUCUGGAAAGAGUAUUGGCUCUUGAGAAUGAUAGUAAAUUGGCCACUACCCUGUCUCUUGAUCUGUUUCUCGUUGGAAUUGACACUACUUCGAACUCUGUGGCGUCCGUAUUGUAUCAACUAGCUCUGCAUCCGGAGAAACAAGACAUAGUCUACAAGGAAGUGUGCAAGGUGCUUCCAGACGAAGGCACGCAGCUCGAAGGGAAGCAUAUGGAUCAGUUGAAGUACUUGAAGGCGUGUAUUAGAGAAACCCUGAGAAUGUACCCAGUCGUCAUUGGCAAUGGACGAUGCAUGACGAAAGACACAGUAAUUAGCGGAUAUCAAGUACCUAAAGGCGUUCAAGUGGUCUUUCAACAUUACGUGAUAAGUAAUCUGGACAAGUACUUUCCACGAAGCAGAGAAUUCCUUCCGGAGAGAUGGUUGCAGGGCGACGACGGCGUGCGACACAGUUUCGCGUCGCUCCCUUUCGGCUACGGAAGGAGAAUGUGUCUGGGGCGACGAUUCGCCGAACUGGAAAUGCUGGUUGUCAUUAGUAAGAUACUGCAACGUUACAAAUUAGAAUAUCAUCACGAGAAGUUGAAGUACUAUAUCAACCCUAUGUACACGCCCAAAGGACCCCUAAAUUUGAAAUUCAUUGACAGGUAG
Molecule: messenger RNA, 1485 nt
Organism: Dufourea novaeangliae
Lineage: Eukaryota; Metazoa; Arthropoda; Insecta; Hymenoptera; Halictidae
Product: probable cytochrome P450 301a1, mitochondrial
Exons: 10
Coding region: 202-1485 (427 amino acids)
Molecular function (GO): heme binding; oxidoreductase activity, acting on paired donors, with incorporation or reduction of molecular oxygen; monooxygenase activity
Source: RefSeq, a predicted model, not a curated record